Molecule: messenger RNA, 3010 nt
Organism: Populus nigra (black poplar)
Lineage: Eukaryota; Viridiplantae; Streptophyta; Magnoliopsida; Malpighiales; Salicaceae
Product: phosphate transporter PHO1 homolog 10-like
Biological process (GO): cellular response to phosphate starvation; phosphate ion transport
Cellular component (GO): plasma membrane; trans-Golgi network; Golgi apparatus
Molecular function (GO): inositol hexakisphosphate binding
Source: RefSeq, a predicted model, not a curated record
UUGAAACAAGACGAGUGCAUUGGUAUUUGGAGCAUCGGAUUUUUUUUAGCAUAACUAACUUGAGUGUAACAGAGGGCAGCUUUUAUAGGGCACCUUAUAAGAUGGCACCUCUGCAUGAAGAGAGAGAUCGAGAUAGAGAUGUACACACUUAAGAAAUCUUCAAUGGCAGUGUUGAUGCUGAGUCUGGAAAAUUCCAUCCGGCUUCAUUCUUGUUUCAUCAAAAGAUAGAAAGAUAAUUAAGAAAGUGAAGGUGAAUUUGGAAGAGAUCAGCGAAAGAUGAAGUUCGGAAAGCAUUUCAAGCAACACAAGGUGCCAGAAUGGACUGGUGCUUAUAUGGAUUAUAAUGGUCUUAAAAGAAUAUUGGGAGAGAUCUUGCAGUACAAGCAAAGCAGGCAGCCCUCGACACCUUUGAGAGCAGCAAUGAAGCACAAAUUAACUUCGCAUAGACACUUCAGUGGACUAAACCUGCAAUCUACCAAUCUCUCCAGUAAGGGCGAUAUUGAGGACCAAGUUAUAGAUGUUAACGCGUCGCCUGAAGAGGGUUCUAGAAAGUUAUAUUAUAAGACUGAGUUCCUGAGGGAGUCUGAAGAAGGAGGCGAAAUAGAGGCGAAGUUCUUUAAGAAACUUGAUGAAGAACUCAACAACGUUAACACAUUUUACAAGGAUAAGUCCGAGGAGAUGAAGCAUGAAGCAUUUUUGCUGAAUAAGCAAAUGGAUGCCUUGAUUGCCUUGCGGAUCAAGGUGGAUAUAAACCCUCAUUUUGACGGCUCUGAUGCGAGGAAACGUGAUACAACUGGUGUCGCUACCACAAACCCCUUGAAGAGUCCAAGCAGAGAUACAACUUCAGGAGUGGAGGAUAUGAAUGUUGAACGCGGAGCUGAGAUUAGUAACGAUUUUCAGCUGGAGAAAUCCUCUUAUGAACAGAGUGGAAGGGAGCAUAUGGAAUUGACCAGUGAACUGGUUAGAAGAACUGAUUGUAACCAAGAAGAGUCUACUCGUGGUCCAGAAGUAAUUGAAGUGCAAGCCAAAGAUCAUGGUAAUGCUCACCAAGAGAAGGACAACCUCACUGACUACAACGAAGAUCCUUUGAAAAUCCUUGAGCGCGUGAAGAUUAAUAACACUUUUAAAUCUCCACUAGCAACCAUAAAAGGUGUCUUUAAGGACUCAAAAGAAGAAGAGCUGAGCUUCAAGAAAGAGGAACUGAAGAAAGUUGAAGAGCGACUGAGAGUUGCACUAAUCGAAUUCUACCAGAAACUUCUUCUUCUAAAGCACUACAGUUAUAUGAACCUUGCAGCAUUUUCAAAGAUCAUGAAGAAGUAUGAAAAGAUCUCAUCAAGGAGAGCUUCUAGAUCAUACAUGAAAACAGUGGACAACUCCUGCCUCAGCAACUCUGAUGAGGUGAAUGGUCUCCUUGAAAGGGUGGAGGCUACCUUCAUCAAGCAUUUUGCAAACUCAAAUCGGAGGGAAGGUAUGGACUCUUUGCGGCCAAAAGCAAAAGCACAGUAUUUCUUGCUGUUAUUUUCAGGAUUCUUUUCUGGUUGCUCAAUUGCACUUCUGAUUGCUGUUGUUUUGAGAAUACAAGCUCGAAAGCUUAUGGAUAAGGCUGAAGGUGCCUCAUACAUGGUCAACAUUUUCCCACUUUACAGCUUAUUUGCUUUUAUAGUCCUGCAUAUACUCAUUUAUUCGGCAAACAUAUACUUCUGGAGGCAGUAUCGGGUCAAUUACCCAUUUAUAUUUGGUUUCAAGCAAGGAACUGAGCUGGGACAUCGUGACGUUUUCCUUUUGGGCACUGGUCUUGCAGUACUUGCACUAUCCAGCUUCCUGGCAAAUUUACACUUGGAUUUGGGUUCUAAAGCUUCAAAUUACAAAACAAUCACCGAACUCGUUCCUUUGGGCUUAGUCACCGUUGUUCUUGCCAUCAUCUUCUGCCCUUUCAACAUCAUAUAUCGUUCAAGUCGUUUCUUCUUUGUUCAAUGUUUGUUUCGCUGUAUUUGUGCGCCGCUUUACAAGGUUAGACUUGCAGAUUUUUUCUUGGCCGACCACGUUACCAGCCAGGUCCAAGCAAUAAGAAGUAUCGAGUUGUACAUUUGCUAUUAUGGUUUAGGGGAAUACUCCAGAAGGCAAAACAAAUGUCAUAGCCAUGGUGCCUAUAAUGCUUUCUAUUUUGUUGUUGCUGUAGUACCAUUCUGGCUCCGCCUUCUGCAGUGUCUCCGUCGAUUGUGUGAAGAGAAAGAUGCAGUGCACGGAUAUAAUGGUUUGAAAUACUUCUUGACGAUUAUUGCAGUUCUAAUUAGAACCGCUUAUGAACUAAAGAAGGGAAGGACAUGGAUGGUAUUUGCAUUGAUCAGCUCAGCUGUUGCAGUAAUUGUGAACACAUACUGGGAUAUUGCAGUAGAUUGGGGGCUUUUGAGAAGAAAAUCAAAGAAUGCUUUUUUGAGAGACAAACUUGUGAUUUCACAUAAUGUCUACUUUGCAGCUAUGAUAAUGAAUGUAGUUCUGAGGCUUGCUUGGAUGCAAUUGGUCAUAGAAUUUAAUUUGCAGAGUAUUCACAAAAUGGCCGCGUUAACUACAAUUUCAUGCCUAGAGAUCAUCCGCCGCGGUAUUUGGAGCUUCUUCAGGUUGGAGAAUGAGCACUUGAACAACGUUGGCAAGUAUCGAGCAUUCAAGUCAGUCCCUCUUCCUUUCACUUACUAUGAUACCGAUGCUGACAAGGAUGACUAAGCAUCAAAUACGACUUUAUUCUGUUGAUCAACAAGAAUGACUGAUCAUGAAGAUGAGCAAUCAUUGUAUUCGACAUUACUUCCAUGAGGAAAUGAUAUUGCUUUGAGGAUGAUGUGCACUGCCAACACCUUUUGAUUUCCAUGAUGGGGAAUGACACCUUUUCUAAAAUAAGCGGGAUUAAGCUACCCUAACCACAUAUACUCGCGGCAAUUUGAAGAAACAGUUCGCCUGAAAAGUGGUCAGGAUGAAAAAUUGUUUUUACAAAUUGAAAAGCAGUAAUUGAGUAGAU